GUUCUGGAGAGAGAGAACCGCUGCUGCUCAGCUGUCUCAGCAGAAACAGGGACACUGUGGAAUCCAAUUAUAGAUGACUUUAAUCUGACUCAGGAUGAAAGCAGUGUUUAGCUUCUUAUUCCUUUGGCUGAUCCUCUUGCUGCUGGAGAGCUCAUCGUGUGCUCGUGAGUCAAGCGUUGUGAAUCCUUGCUGUUACUACCCUUGUCAGAACUCAGGAGUGUGUGUGCGGUUUGGAGAAAAUCUCUUUAAAUGCGACUGCACACACACUGGCUUCUAUGGAGACAACUGCACUGUUGCGGAGUUUGGGACAAGAGUUCGUCUCAUGAUGAAGCCAAACCCGACGAAGAUCAACUUCUUCCUUACUCAUUUCCAUUGGUUCUGGGACAUGGUCAACAACUCUUUCCUUAGAGACGUAUUCAUGAGAUUAGUGCUGACAGUCAGAAGUUCCCUUAUUCCAAGCCCUCCGACAUAUAAUUCCAAAUAUGGAUACAUCAGCUGGGAGUCGUACUACAACACCUCCUACUACACCCGGAUCCUUCCUCCUGUACCUGAGGACUGCCCUUUGCCCAUGGGCACUAAAGGGAAAGCUGUUCUCCCUGAACCCAGACAGUUGGUCAAGAGAUUUUUCAGAAGAAAGAAGUUCAGACCAGACCCCCAGGGAACCAACCUGAUGUUUGCCUUUAUGGCUCAACACUUCACACACCAGUUUUUCAAGACAGACCAUGAAACACAAGGAGGUUUCACCAAAGCUUUAGGACAUGGGGUAGACGCAAGCAACAUCUAUGGAGACAACCUUGUGAGACAGCAUCAACUUCGCCUUCAUGUCGAUGGAAAACUGAAAUAUCAGCUGAUAAAUGGGGAAAUAUUCCCUCCUACAACAGAAAAGGUCCCUGUGUACAUGCAGUACCCUGAAAGUGUGCCCCCUGAGCACCGCCUGGCCAUCGGCCACGAAUCCUUUGGCCUCCUGCCGGGUCUCACCAUGUACGCCACCAUCUGGCUGAGGGAGCACAACAGAGUGUGUGACAUCCUGAAGGCUGAGCAUCCCACCUGGGAUGAUGAGCAGCUCUUCCAGACCACUCGACUCAUUGUCAUCGGUGAGACCAUAAAGAUCAUCAUAGAGGAGUACGUGCAGCAGCUAAGUGGCUACAGACUGAAGCUGAAGUUCAAUCCAACGCUGCUUUUCCAGGAGCGUUUCCAGUACAGUAAUCGCAUCGCCCUGGAGUUCAGCCACCUCUACCGCUGGCACCCGCUGAUGCCCGACAGCUUUCUCAUUGACGGCACAGAAUUCACCUACUCACAGUUUUUGUACAAUACCUCCAUCCUCACGCACUACGGUGUUGAGAAACUGGCGGAAGCUUUUUCUCUGCAGCCUGCAGGACAGAUUGGAGGAGGUCGCAACUCCCAUGAAUCAGUGCUUAUUGUGUCGGAGAAGGUCCUUGAAGAGUCCAGAGCUACUCGCAUGCAGCCUUUCAAUGAAUACAGGAAGAAGUUUAAUCUGCCCCCAUACAGAUCUUUUUCCGAGUUCACUGAUGAUGAGGACAUGGCUCAAGGUUUAGAGGAGCUGUACGGAGACAUAGACGCUCUGGAGUUUUACCCUGGCAUGCUGCUGGAGAAGCCUCCUCCUGGAAAAAUAUUUGGACAGAGCAUGAUAGAGAUGGGAGCCCCCUUCUCCCUGAAGGGCCUGCUGGGAAACCCCAUUUGUUCCCCUGAUUACUGGAAGCCCAGCACCUUUGGAGGAGAGACCGGCUUUGAAAUCGUCAAAACGUCCACUCUGAAGAAGCUGGUGUGUCUCAACACGAAGUGGUGUCCCUUUGUUGACUUCCACGUCCCUCCUGUUGAGGAGCCUGGAGAACAGAGAACUCAGUCCACUGAGCUCUGAUCACCUGUUAAUUGCGCCUCAAAAAUCUGCCUUUAUUAUCACAACAGGGCUUCAAUUCGUAUAAAUCCUGCUUGCAGCCAAUGAGGUCCUGCACAUGUUAGCAGGUCCACCUCAAGAUCAUUUGGUUAACGGGCGUGUUAACAAUUGAUGCUUUAAAAGACAUCAUCUCUAAAGCUUGAAAAAAAGAUACAAAUUUUCACUGCAUUGUCACUUAACAUGGCAGCUGUGUGACUCGGUGCAUUAUUAAA
This is a messenger RNA of Salarias fasciatus (jewelled blenny), 2127 nucleotides long. RefSeq names its product prostaglandin G/H synthase 1-like. Gene Ontology annotation, cellular component: cytoplasm; neuron projection. Gene Ontology annotation, biological process: cyclooxygenase pathway; response to oxidative stress. Gene Ontology annotation, molecular function: oxidoreductase activity, acting on single donors with incorporation of molecular oxygen, incorporation of two atoms of oxygen; peroxidase activity; prostaglandin-endoperoxide synthase activity. The coding region runs from base 95 to 1879 and encodes 594 amino acids. Lineage: Eukaryota; Metazoa; Chordata; Actinopteri; Blenniiformes; Blenniidae. The record is from RefSeq and is a predicted model, not a curated record. The transcript is spliced from 11 exons.